CGAGGAGAGACCGCGUGUCGGGUUAAAAAAAACAAAACAAAAAACACACGAUGUCGUCGAGAUUUCACGUCGGGAAAAGAGGCCAUAACGUUCGGAUUAAUGUAGCGUCGACACACUCGAUCUGUUGGAGCACGCAGAAGGAUGUUGACUUGAACCAUCGUACACAUGUCUAAAACGUGGGACCAUCCUGUUCUUUUGAGUUCUGUGACCUGUUCAUGGCUUCUAAAAAGAAGCAGAAAGGCAUGGUGUUUCAUGAGGAAGGGGUGCAUACCCCUAAAGCAGCACCUGCAGUUGGUCAUAGACUUGCAUGCUUUUCUUCCCAAAACCCAGGGAAGGCAUGUGUAGGUGGGAUGGAACAAGGAUCCACUGUGACCUCUGUCGAUGCAGAUAUGUUCAGUAAAUCCAACAUGUGUCUAUCAAACGAAGUUAACAAGUUGUCUGGACUUCCUGCUGCAAAACAUUCUGUUCCAUCAUUCAGCUUGUCACCUGAGAGCUUCUCCAAUGGCAUCAAAGUGACACUGGACAACAACAGUAUGUGGAAUGAGUUCUUCAGGUGCAAAACUGAGAUGAUCCUUACUAAACAAGGCAGUAGGAUGUUCCCCUACUGCCGUUUUCGCAUUUCCGGCUUUGAGCCAUCUAAGAAGUAUUUUUUGAUUAUGGAUGUUCAGCCUGUAGACAAUAGUCAUUACAAGUGGACUGGGCAUGGUUGGCAAGUUGCUGGAAAGGCAAAAGGCCAUGUGAAGAGUCCACCGUUUUUUCAUCCAGCGUCUCCUUCGCUGGGUCACAACUGGAUGAGCAAUCCAAUUUCUUUUUACAAGCUGAAGCUCACUAAUAACAUGUCAGAUCAAGAGGGGAACACUAUGUUACAUCCCAUGCAGCGUUAUUUGCCACGGCUACAUGUGAUCCAAACUGAAGAAACUGCAACAGAUUUAAAGUUAAAUGGUCCUGGUGUUGUAACAUUCACUUUCCCUCAGACUGAAUUUAUGGCAGUUACUGCUUAUCAGAACUCACGGUUUGCUCAGUUGAAAGUCGACUAUAAUCCCUUUGCAAAGGGACUCAUGGAAGACUCUUCUAGUUCAUGGGCCAUGAAGCUAAAAUUGAGCAACAAAAGUGUUUGCACGGUUGAAGCCACAACAAAGGAGCAACACCCUGUGAAGAAGAGCUUAAAGUCUUUGCUCUCAAAUUACAAGCCUCGGAGUUCAAAAACAGAAGAUCAGAAAUAUCUGACACCAGAUGGCCUUCUGCAAAAUUCCUUGACAAAACAAGAACAGCCAACUGUCAAGGCCACUGGGGAAAGUUCAUGCAAUAAUUCACACCCUCCAACGAAGUUAAUUUCUGAACUUAUUCGAGAGGCUCAUGUUUCACUGAACAGAUGCAGUUUGGAGCAGCAGUCCCUCAAUAACAGUGCUUCUGUCCAAACAGAGAAAGCUAACAGUAACAUCCCAACAUCAAGAGGAAGUGAACAAGCUGGUGUGAAGAAGGACAGGGCAUUUAUAAAGACAUACAGCAAAAAAACACCCACAAAGAUGAAUGAAAAUGUGACCAAGAAGAAUGUUGAAGAGGACAAGCAUGUUUUGAAGUCCUUGAACUGCAAAGAUAAAAUUAAGACAGUUGAGACUGUGGGCAAUGAUAAAUCACUGACGGAUGUUGUUGCUGCUCAAACUGUGACUUUGAACUGCCCUGCUGUCUGUGAUCAAAAACAUCAAGAUGACGCUCAGCCACAGGUAAAUGCAAAGCAGCAUAAACGGCCAGCACCUUUGCCUCUGCCAGCUCUUGCUCGUUUUUUGAAGCAACAUUCACGAAAAUCCAUCAAGUUCAAGACAGACACAGAGACCACACUUCCUGUGCACCUGCCUCAAUCUUCAUCAGGAACUCAAAGUCCUCCUGUAGCUUCUACUUAUCAAAUUUCUAAAAUCUCCAGUGAUACAUCUCCUUCAAAGGAUAUCCAACAUGAAAUAUCUAAUCAAAACAAGAACACCACUGCCCAUAGUGGUGUUGAUAGUCACCCACAUCAGAAGGUUUUGAUAGCAAGUGGACAUGCAGGUGAAACAACUCUCGCAUCUUCUAGUCCACUCCAUCUGGAUGCAGAUCCUGAGAGUCUAAGAACUGAUGAUUGCUUGGCCUCAGGUAUGCUUUCUGAAAAUCCAGUCCCUGAACUGUUAGUACCGGAUUGUUCAUCAGUGUUAGCCAGUUCAGACGAGCCAUGUUGUACCCUUGCAACACCACUAUCCACCUCAAUGUUGACUUUUUCUACCUCUUCGACAUCUCCCCGUUUGUCUCAGCCCCUUGACACAGUGUUAACUGCCCCCAAUGAAUCUCAGACAUCUACUCUGACAAAGUCUUCCUCAGUACUGUCGCAUUCACUUAACAUGAAAUCCAGUCCCUUUUUCCCAGACUCUGAGUGUUCACCUUUUGGUUUUGAGCCUUUGUCACCUGCAGCAUCACCAGACCCAUUACCUCCCUUCCCUGCCUCUUUAGCUUUAGAACUUGACUCCACUUCUUCUCUGUCAACUUCAAAAAGUGCACUGUCUGAAGAGUUGCCUCAUAGUGAAGAUGCUGCCACAUCUGUGUUUAAAUGGCAUACAGUGUUACCGCCACCUGAUCCUUACAUAGGAACUUCAUUUGCAACAUUUCGGAAUGCAUCACAAUCACUUCCCUUAACUUCUGUUACAUCACCUUUGUUGUCUUCUGAGACCAGUUCCCACCCCGCCACCCAUACUAUAGAAUCAAACACAUCUACCCCUGCCCCGAACUCAAAUCCUUCAUUUCAAGGCAAUGAGCAGUCAUUGCCAUUUCCAGAGGAGCUAUCUCCUCUUGCACUUCAGUUGCCCCUGUCUCCAACAUUUUCUUCAUUAGAUGGAGAUGGAUUGUCACCUACACCUUCACUUUCAGAUCUUGUACAUUUUUUCUCCACCAAUGAUGACCUUGGAAUGGAGGUGGAGUUUCCCAGCACAGAGACAGUGGGUGUUUCCUGCUCACUUCCUAAUACAGCAGUAACAAAUGCUUCAGAUUUUUGUCAAGAUGCACAACUGUUUCCCACUAAGAAACCACGCAAGUACAAGACGUCACGGCGUCGAAGGCUUGCUGUGACCCACUUGGCUCCUGAGACAGAUGACUCAAUGUAUACUAGCAGACAGCCUAACCUGGAAGAAGUUGAGGAGCAGUUGUUUGUCUCAUUCACAUCAAAGGAGGCACUCAGACUUCACAUUGGGAACAACACUGAAGAUCCUGGACCAGUUGCACAAGCUCAGACAUCUUGUGAAGUACAGCAGCAACAAUCUGAGGAGGCAACCGAGAAUGUUGAAACAACAGAGAGUCUCGAGGACAGAAUUGCUUCCUUUGAGAAAAUUCUUCUCCGGGAUUUGAAGAUGAUGAAACACAGACAGGUCAUCCAUCAGGUGCUGCAGGAAGUUGGACUGAAGCUCAGCCUGUUGGAUCCGACCCUGGCCAUUGACCUACAGUACCUUGGAGUCCGUCUACCAGUCCCUCCUCCUGGAGUCGGUGUGGAACCGCUGCCUGAACCACUGACGUCAUCACAGAGUGUUUAUGCACCAUUUGUUUCCAGAACCGGAAAAACAACAGACGUCACUCAGAUCAAAGGUUGGAGGGAUAAAUUUGCUCCAUCAGAGAUUUCAUCAACUCCUCCUCCUUCCAAACCUGAAGCUGCAUCCACUACAGAUGUGCCCAAGAACCUGUCUGCUUUCUGUAGUGACAUGCUGGACGAGUAUCUGGAGCACGAGGGCAAGUUUAUCGAUGAGCGCGCUGCUAGCUUCGGACAGUCAACAGUGGAGCCAGUGGUAUAUGAACUUCCUAUCAAGAGCAGUAGCUACGUCAAAACUCUGGAUAGUAUCCUCAAAACAAAGCAGACCUUGAGCGUUCCCACCUCAGAGCUCAUAUCUGGCUUUGUGCCGCCUUCUAAGCGACCUAAAUUGACCUUCAAGAAAACAAAAAUGGCAACAAAUGUGAACAGGAAGCUGAAAGCAGCAGGUAUUAAACACAAGUCCAGACCUGAAAGUGCAGCUGAUCCUGUUUCAGCGCAUGUGUUGACUUAUAAUAUUGAAUCAUCCUUAGUCCCUGAACAUUUCACAGACCAGUCCCCAUCUUCUGCUCAAAACAUUCAGGCCCUAGGGGCCCGACCUCCUUCAGAGGACAAGACACCCCUUUGUAACUCACCACUGGAGCCUGGGCUGGAGUCAAGGAAAGACCAUUUGAAAAUGAGUAUACCGGCAUCUGAAUUUGUUUCUACAAACAUAAGUCCCAAAAAACAUGACAAAAACAAUCGUGUUUUCAAGAGGAAAAAAAUGAAACCAGCAGCUUUGUCCCAAACCCUCAGCCCUUCUAAGGACUUGGCUCCACUAGAGUCUGACUCUGAGCUCAGUCACACCGUUGACCAAAGCCCUAAAAGCCCUAAACCCCCCAGAAAUGAUGGCAAACCCUUGAUGACCCGGUCACUGCUGAAACUGAAAGACCUGGAGAACAGUGUGUCCUGGGAGGGACGUUUGAGGACCGCCAUCACUGAGGACAGAGCUGCCGUUGCUCUGACAUCACUCUUCACAUUAAUGGGUUUUGUAAGCGAGAAUCCCACAGCUCCCAUCCAGCUGAUCAGGCGGCGACCUCCUCCUUGUCUGAACGACUUCUGCCGGCUGGGUUGCAUAUGCUCCAGUCUGUCCCAUACCACCAGGAUCACACACUGUGGCCGGGCACAGUGCAUGUUUGGCUGCAGCUGCCUCAAACAGAAGGUGGUGCUGCUAAAGAACCUUGAGGGUUCUGACUCCAGCCCUUCCUACCACAACUCCAGCAAAAAGAGGAGGAAAAAGAGGAUGAAGAUGGCGUAUGUUCUGAAGGAUGCAGACACAGUUUCCCAGCCAGCUGAGCGGGUCCGGAUCCUGUGGAAGAAAAAGAGUGCAGAUUCUGAUCCUGACCCGAUUGAAGUGCCUCAAGCAUUUGUCCCAUCCUGCGGCACUAGUAAACCCAGAGUUCCACCCCGUGGAUCCACCUGUGAAGACGGAUCAGUCAAAGGUUCCAAGCACAGAACAGUUACUGGAAAGAAGAAGUCUGAUUUUGACAGCUGUGCCAGGGUCAGAGGUUACAAAGACAAAAUGUUUAAGAGACCCAAGCGAAAGGGCGUUUGUAAAAUUCAGGCUCUAGAUGAUCGUUCAAAGCCUAACAAGGUGAAAGGUGCUUUAUGUCUCAAACCAGAUCCUGUUGACCAACUCCUUGAGUUGCCAAAGUCCGAUGAGCCCGAAAGUCUUCCACAGUUGCAUCCAAAGCCAUCAAAACGACUCGUUAUCAUGGCAGAGGGUCGGUGGCAGAGUGAUACCGACCGAAAUCACGUCUUAAAAGUAGUUUGUGAGGCCAUGGCCCAGGAACGACUUGACCUGCCCUUCUGGGUUAAACAUUACCUCAUCACGCCUCUGAACCAGUCUGUGGAGGAAAGCGCUGAGGGUCACUGCAUCCACUACAAAAUCCACAUCUCUCAACCCUGUGUGAACCCAUCAAAACCAGCAGCACAGAUAAAGCCACAUGCAUCGGAAGGCCAGACAGAGAUGCAACAAUUACAAGAGCAAGGUCUCCAGAGAGAAAUGCAGCAGUUACAGCAGAGCGUUGAGCCAGAGACAAACCAACAAGGCAACCAGAAGGUGCGGCGGCAGGGCAACCAGAAGGAGCGGCAGCAGGGCAGCCACAAGGAGAAGCAGCAGGGAAACAAGAAGGAGCGGCAGCAGGGCAGCCACAAGGAGCGGCAGCAGGGCAGCCACAAGGAGAAGAAGCAGGGCAGCCACAAGGAGAAGAAGCAGGGAAACCAGAAGGCGUGUCAGCAGGGAAACCAGAAGGAGCGGCAGCAACACAAAGUUCACAUCAAAAAGACCAAAAUCCAGCAAGAAGAUUACAAGAGAAAGACAAACAAGCUGCUGAACCAACACGGACACACACCCAAAAAACAACCAAAAAGGUUCCACAAAACAGUAAAACAACUGCCUGACCAACAGAAAGAGAGAUUUAAUCAACAGCAACGGGGUAACAAGAGAGACCACCAACGACAGGAGUGCAGCCUCUGUGAGGGCCAACAACAGCACCAGCGCUGCAACCAGAGGAAUGUCCAACAACUACAAGAGGACCUGCAACAAGCCCAACAGCAGCAGCAACAAGUGAUCAAAGAGAAGUCCCCAGAAUACUGGCAGCAGGAAGUAAUGGAGGAAGAGGAUCUUCUGGAGGACUGGCAGCGGGAGGUGGAGGAGGACCAGUCUGUGGAGAGCUGGAACUGGGGUGAGGCAGUUACUGAUGUCAAGGAUGAGAUGGUGGCGCCACCAGUUUCGCAGAAGAAUGAAUGGGAUGAGAGGAACACAGAGGUGAUGACGAGGAAAGAGAAGAAGCAGAGGAUGAUCAGCAUGGCUGUGCCUUUCCUGGCAGGUGUGUCCUCUGCUGGCAUCCUCUCAGCCAAUAAGAAACAGUCUGGAAGCUCAGAUCACGUAGUCCGGGUGAAUGGAAAGGACUAUCCUCUUGCCAGGGUCCAGUUGGGAAUGAUGGGUGCACUCCACCCAGCAAACAGACUAGCAGCUUAUCUGAUGGGCCGGGUGGGAUCCACCACUAAAAAACAGAAUUCAACAAUGGCUUCUUCUUCUUCAUGUUUGAAGUCCUCCCAUUCCAAAACCCAUCUGAUUCAUGAAAAGCCUUUGCAACCAACGUCUUCAGCUGCUUCAUUAUCGUCUGAUGUGGCUGCUGCCUGUCCCACUAUACCAUCCAGCAGUGUGCUACCAGCAACCGUGUUGAGCCUCCCUGCACAACCAAUGGGAGUUCAGCCAUUGGUUGUGAACACUGACCAGUCACAAUCUGUUCCUUCGACUGUUCCUGUGGAUCCAGUCCAGCUUGCAGGCAAAGCAGCAGCAGUGCAGAAGGAGGCUGGGGCUCGUGUAGUGACACUGAAGGUCAUUCGAACAGCCACAGCAGGGACUAGUCAGAUCAGGGCUGUUUCAGGUGCUUCUUCAAGCUCUGGCCCCACAUCAGGUACACAUAAUCUGAUACCAGUACCCGUCCAACUUCACAAUUUGUCCGCAGUUGGCCAGAAGAUGGUUCUGCGGGCAGCGCCAGGAGUCCAACUGUUUCGCAGACCGGAUGGUAAACUGGUGCAGAUUAUUUCUGUCAACCAGCUGAUGCCUGUGCAGCCAGUCACACCUGCCAAGACACGCCCUGCCCCAGUACAUUCUGUUACAUCACUGCAACAUCCAGCCAUCUCAGUUAUCAACCAAACAACACCACUCUUGACCCCCCCACUCGUCACUUCCCUCUCCGGGUUCCAGUCCUUCACUGUGUCUCACAUCAACACUCCAGCCCAACCCAGGGCUGGCAUGCUGCACCAGCAGGGAGCAUGUACCUUCAAAAUCCUCCCUUCAGGCAACACCAGUGAUCGUUUAAUCAUAACUUGUCCCAGCGUUCCUACCCAGGCCACCACCACAAACGUGGUGCCAGCACCAGGUUCUGUCACUAUGACUCCAGUGCGCAAGCCAUCCCCAGUGAAAUCCUCUGCAAGCCAGGAGAUUGAGCCAGGCAUCAACAGAGUGGCCAUCAAAGCUAUUCAGGAUCCUUCUUGCACAGGGACAGAUACAGCCAAGACCAUUCCUCAGGAACGUCUUCAGCAUGUCGUCCAAACCAUUCCCCCAACCGGCACCAUCAAUGACAACUUUGCAAAGCAUGGCAGUAGUGGUCCUACCACUGCAGCGUCCCAUCUGGAUUCAGAGGCCAACCCUGUUACCGGUGUCUUGCCUCAACCACAUCCUUCUCAUGAAAGACCCGCUGUUGCCAUUCCUGAGCUCGCAUGUGACCUAGUGGACCUGGACAUCAUCUGUGUUGAUGAUGAAACAGGACUCUGUACUCGAACAGGGGGUGGGGCCUGUGCAGGUGCUGCAGAACUGUCACAGGGCAAAAUGCAGAUGAAAGACAUGGAGGUAGUAGACCUGGUUGAUUCGAGCAGUUCGACAGAAGAUUUGUCAAGCUUUGAGGAUGAUUCGGACAGUGACAGUGAAAAGGAUUUUCCACCAAAGGCGUCCACUGAGAUGAACAACACGGAAAGGAAUGCAGUGAAGUCAGCCUUGGAGAAAAACCGGCGACAGGAGCUUUUGCAUCUGUUUAGCAGUCUGAAAAAGGAGCUGGCACUCUCCAAAAAGUCUUCAAAGAUCAGUGUGUUGACAAAGGCCACGCAGGAGAUCGAGAGGUUGAAGGCAACUGAGAAACGCUUGGUGAAGCAGAAGAGGAGGCUGACGCAGUACAGAGACUCCUGUCUUGAUGUCAUUGCUCCCAAAACAGGCACAGGUCAGAACUCCUUCCAGCAGGGCAGCACCAAAAAGAAAAGACAAGAUGAGGCAGAUGUGAUUGAAGUGGUGGAUCUGUUGGAGGAGACCGAUGAGCAGACGGAUCACUCGUCUGACGAGGACUGUGCUAUCGUAAACAACAUCAACGUCAUCACCAGUGAAGAUGAUGAUGAUGUGCAGAUGGUUACUGUAGAAACUGCGGAGGAGAACAAGCAGUUAGUGAGGAGGAUGAGGAACCCAGACUCCAUACACAUUUCAGAUGUGAAGACGUGUCUCAGUGAGCAGACGGAGUCCUGUGUCCAGACCCCCCACCACUCAGGAAAUGAGCCUGAGCAGGGUUCCUCCGAUCAGCGGCACCCAGAGCAGGAGCGGGACAGGCUGAAAGACGCGGGUGCUGUCACAGAACCACCAACACCCAGCAGUGGUGCAGAGGAUCUUGUAGGACCAGAAACCAGAACCAAUGCUGAUCAUGUUCCUUCCACUCCCAACCAGAAAUUAACUGCUCCGCCUGAAGCCCCGCCCACCUCCGAAUUCACUUAUUACCCUGCCUCUACGUCUUCCCAGCAUCAUCACACUAACCUACAGACAACCUCAACUGGUACUUCUCAUAAUGCACCAGGCACGAGGGAUAGACACAAGACCGUUCCCAACAUCCUGUCUCGCAGCAAGCAGAGGAUGGCAGCUCCACUCUCCUCCCUACCUACAAACACUGAAGUGUCCCCCAUUAAGGCUCUGGUUCCAGCUGAGGUCUUGUCACUGGUUGGAGCUGUGUUGCCGGGACAACCAGUCCUGACCAUGAGCCAGGUGUUGCCGGGACAGCCGGUGCUACAGACGGCUGCAGGUGUGGCCACAGUCAUGCUCGACAUCCCCAGUCUGUCCAAUCAGCAGAUCCAACUUACACCGCAGCUCCAGCCACCAACUGGAGACUCUGCCUCCAACCUGGCGAGUCUGGCUCUGCCCCCCUCACCAAAACGGAAAGCUGCUCGCCCACUGGUCUCUACUGGAUUGGAUCAAAUUGUUGACCGUGUUAAAGACCAAGACCAGGUUCUGGUUCAGACUGAAGGCCUCAGACCUGAAUGCUCCGCUGUGUCUCCAGCUGCUGUACCAGGCGCGGUGACCUCGCUUUGUCCACAACAGAACAGUGAAAAUGGUGCUGUAGUUGUGCCUCAGGGGGUGGAGCUUGAGCAGGCUGGUGAUGACACUGAAAGUUUCACUUCCCUCCUAAAUGAGAUUGAUUUCCUCAACCAGCACAGCAGUACCACAGUAGAGGCGCCCACGCAGGCCUCCUUUUUGCCCAGACAGGAGGAAGCACAGACCGCCAGGACGCCUCCCGCUGGUCUCCAGGACUUAUUCAUUGACUCUCCUCCAGGUGCUGGAUCCUCAGCGGGCGGUGCUGAGGAGCAGGAGCAUGUCCACAGCCCGUGGCUCCUGGAGCUGGAUGAAGACUCUGACUCUGAUGAGGUCAACGCCACAGAGAUGGAGGAGGUGGGGCUUAAGAGCCACACAGAGACUAGGCAGCACAGACCAUCGCCUGAAUCCUUAAACAGAACAUGGACUGACCUGGCCCCACCCCCUCUGCUGCAGAUGAAAGUGGGCAGAUCGACAAUGGCAGAAUCGUCCAGCAGAGAUGGAUCAGCAGAAGAAAUGGGGAGGGAGAGCAGCGCAGCAUGGCGUCCAAUGCCAAGACUGGUUCCUCUGGGCCUGAGGGGAAACCCGCCAAGUUAACACAAAAAAAAAAAAAAAAAACAUGCGACUCCAGACCACCAUCGUAGUCAUCAGAUCAAAUAACAUCACUCUCGUAGGACGUAAUUUUACACUUUAUUUUUUCUCUAAAAGCCAGUCAGAUGUCAGAUGUCCGCAGCAGAGUUUAUGAUGUCUUCACCGUCAAAAUAAAUAGAAAUAAAAAUCACAGUAAAACCAAGUCAGUUUUGUGAGGAAAAAAGUCCAAUAGAUUCAUAAUUGAGGAAAAAGUAAUAUUUAAGGGGAAAAAUUUUUAAUAUUUGUAAUGUUACAUUGAAAAUUUUGAUUAGUGUUCUGAUUAUUUUGGCUUUUUCUUGUAAAAUUACAUUUUUACUCUUUUGAUAUUUUCUCCGUAAACGUUUUUUUUUUUUCCCAUUAAAGGUACAACAGUUUCUAGGACUUCUUUUUCUGUUAAAAUUAAAACUUUGUUUUUAUGUUCUUCUUGAUGCUUCGUCCUUUGUUACGGCAAGAAUUUGUCAAUUUUUAUAAUUCAUUUAGUCAUUUUCUAUUUUAAUUCCCCCUUUUGCCUUAAAUUUAAACUCUGAUUUUUUAUCUUUACCACCGUCAUAAUGUAAUUUUUGAGUCCAUCUGGAUGAUGUUUUGUAGAAAUCUCACUCUGUGUUUUUAACAUUUUUAUUUGUGAGUCUGUUUUUUUUCUCAACACAAUCGUGAAUUUUUCUCACUUAACGUGACAUUUGCUGCGACGCCUUUAAUCUGGUAGAAACUUUGUUGCCAGAAGAUACUUGACCUCAAGAUUCAUGUUGCUCCCUGUUGCUGUGAAAAUUGGCCAGUGUGGAUCAGGAUCUGUUGACUGUCUUCAUUCUGCUUUUAUAUCCAAAGAACUUUGUCAGACAUUUCAAAGAACGUAAACUGGACUUUAUUUUGUCUGGAUUUAGUUUACUGUUGUUUUUCUGCACAGGCUCUAAAGUCGACCUUUGUUACACUUUGACUUUAGUUUUUUACUUGACUGUUUUUGCUUCAGUCCUUUUGUUAUGGAUAAACUCUAAAGAAAAUGUUCAACCUGUUAGAUGGCAAAUACUUUGGGCGAGGGAGGCCUUUGGGUGCUCUUCUAGUUUACAUUUGGGUAGCGCUCCAAUUAACAUGUACUUUAAUUUGUAGGUAUAUUGUUACAGUUAAUUAACAGAUUAUUUAUACUUCUGAGGAAGCUAAAACUUCAGUCUGAACAUAUUAAGAACUCUCAUGGUUUUUCCAUGACAUUCUUUAAAAACAUUCAGAAAAGCUGAAAACUGUGGAGCUCAUUUUACAAACUUUGAGACAUUUAUAUUUGAUAAAACCACUGCAAGUCAUUGAGUGUAAAUAAAAAUCCUAAAAUCUCUGCAGUGGAAACAAACACUACCAUCCUUUUAUUUUUGGCAGCUUGCGACCUUUGACCUCAGCAGACACUGAGGCCACUACGGGAAAAUUGAAGCUACUACAAAGAGGCUUUUAGGUUCUCAAUUCCUCUGCGGCUCGUAGAUUAAAACCUUUUCUAAAGUGGUCCUAAAGAAACACUAGGAGGAUCCAGGAACCUUUCUGAGGUUCUUAAUUUUUUUUGUUUCUGGUUUGUUUUUGUUUUUUUAAGGCAUUUCCAGGAUCCUGGUUCAGGUCCAGUUCUGGGCCAUGCACACAAUUUCAACAGGUGAUGAAUCCAGAAUGUUGAUUCGUCAUCACAAAUAGGAAACAAAGUUGAAGUACAAACCAGAUGAGGUUGUGUGUUCCAUGUUGAAUUCUGUCAAGGUUGAAUUGGGGCUCGGGGCUCCAUUUUCAGACAGAACAACUGAAGAUGGUUAAACGUAGAAAAUGACGCCAUUAUACAUAACAGAUUUCCCAGUGCACGUGAUGUGUUUAAGGACUUCUGUGUUAAAUGAUGAAGCUGCUCAAAAGUUGAAACAUUUUGUACAGUUCCACCUUUGGUUUGUGGGUUUUCUUUUAACUAUUUUGUAUUUUCGAAAUGUACAUAUUUGUAUUUUUGUACAUGUGAAUGUGAAUAUAUGUUGGCGGAAGCCUCGCAAUACAAUGUUCUGAUAUAAUAAAGUUUAAACAAAGAUUUCUGA
Thalassophryne amazonica is the source of this 12097-nucleotide messenger RNA. RefSeq names its product MAX dimerization protein MGA a (gene mgaa). Gene Ontology annotation, molecular function: DNA-binding transcription factor activity, RNA polymerase II-specific; protein dimerization activity; RNA polymerase II cis-regulatory region sequence-specific DNA binding. Bases 216 to 10028 code for a protein of 3270 amino acids. Gene Ontology annotation, cellular component: nucleus. Gene Ontology annotation, biological process: positive regulation of DNA-templated transcription; regulation of transcription by RNA polymerase II; cell fate specification. The transcript has 28 exons. The record is from RefSeq and is a predicted model, not a curated record. Lineage: Eukaryota; Metazoa; Chordata; Actinopteri; Batrachoidiformes; Batrachoididae.